AUGGCAAAGAGUGUUAGGGCCAGCGUUUCGAAGCGCAAUAAGGCUAAAUUGCGAGCCACCGUCUUUGGUCCUGCAGUGGAUGCACGGACUGAACGGCUUUCUGCAAAGCUUCAGGAGCUUGCUUCCCAGCCAAAGCCAAGCACCCAGGACGAUUCAAACGCGGAAAACAAAACCACUGAAAUGGAGGACAACGAUGGCGCCGCGCAAGUCAAAUUAUCCGACCCAAGUGAAGACAUGGAUAUUGAUAAACCGUCCGCCAAAAGUUCCCACAAAUCAGGCCGCAUUCACAAACGCCACAGCAACCGAAAGAAUCGUUCAUCAAUUGUCUUCCGCUCCCAUCCAUCCAAGGCCAAGAAAGGUUCCAAGAGGAAGUGA
Molecule: messenger RNA, 375 nt
Organism: Aspergillus steynii IBT 23096
Lineage: Eukaryota; Fungi; Ascomycota; Eurotiomycetes; Eurotiales; Aspergillaceae
Product: DUF2423 domain-containing protein
Exons: 3
Coding region: 1-375 (124 amino acids)
Cellular component (GO): preribosome, large subunit precursor
Source: RefSeq, a predicted model, not a curated record